UGCCAAGUGUCUUCUUAUAAGCUUCCGGUUUAGAGUCCCGCUCCUUGAAAGCAGCAGCUCUACCCUUUAGCUCAGUGAGAAUGUUGUCCAUGGAUUCUGGUUGGGGCAUGUACGUACUAUUUCUUAUUGUUGUUGCCUUGUCAAGAAGGAACCUGCAAGUAAGCAUUUCGUUGGAUGAUGUAUCCCAUACAUACUAGUAAAAUAACUUGCGCAAUUUAGGCCAUCGUUUCUCGGUCAUCAUGCAAACGGCCACCUUUGUGACGCUAACCACAAUAAAUAUAAAUCACAAUAAUGGAAUUUGCAGUUCGCCUUCUAAAUAAAAGUCCCCUUUGAAACGGAUCCAAAUAGUGGAAUAAUGCUAAACAAGGUUGGAAUGUUAUAUAACUUAAAUGGAUACAAUAAUUAAUUAAUUUCACAAGAAACUGUAAACAACGUUCAAAUCCCACUGUGACUGCAUAAUUGCAUUGGGGGCAUAGUUAUUCAAUAUACAGCCUAACCCUCAAACUCAAGGUGGCAUUCUGCCUUACCCCUACAGUUUUCAUCCAUUAGCUUUUCCCACGACUACAAUCCCAACACUGUAUUUUAACGUUUAGAAAUACCAAUAAUCGUUGCUUGCGAUACGGCUUUAGAAACAUAUGGGCCUCAUCUUUCAUCAGAAAGAAUCCUUUAAAUAAAAAUGAUUAACUUACUGUAGUAGUUUUGCACAUAUCCAUAAAGCUAUGGGUACCUCCAUCCGACGAAACUACGCUUCUACUACACUUCCCGAGUUAUGUUUACACACGGGUGUUCGGAGCAUGCUAGAUAUGUAAUUAGCGCAGGUGGUAGUUCGCCUCAUGUCUUCCGUAAACAAGCAUUGUAAACAUGAAAAUAUGCCCGUGUGGGAACACUAACCCUAUCAAGCUUCACAGGCCACACAAGACACAUCCACAGCUGUGCGGAAAUGACACUGCAGGCGCGCGCCCCGACACGUCACGCGAGACGACACAGACCCCCCUUCCAAAAAAGGAGAAACACGAACAGUGUGAAAUUCCCACGGCAGAGAUGUUGACCACGUCUUCCAUUACUGCAAAGGACUACAUUAAACCGUAAAGGAUAUGAAUUCCUCUGACCAUAGGGAAAACACAGAUGGCGAAAUGCUGGAGAUAGAGCGAGAACCCAUUCAAGACAUCAAGACGGAGACAGAUGAAUGUUCUAUUAGUGAGACAACUGAAGGACCCCGAAGAUGGUACCUUGGAACUAGUGAGGCCACCAGGAAACGUACUGCCAAGGACAUGGGCUGUGACUCACACAAUUCUAAACUGCUCCAGUCUACCAGCAGCAAAAGAGUCAGGGUCUCUAGUGAGGCAGGGCGACGCUUGCUGAGGAGAUUGUCUGAAGAGUCCACAAGGCCACAAUCUCUCUGCCUGACAUCUGCAGAGAAGGACCCUGCCCAGGAGAAGACUAUAGCCUCUUACAGAAAGCCUCUCUACAGCAUCUCUCACAGAAUCACAGAGAAGAAGCACAUAUCAAGCCUGGACCAGCAGGCUCAGCAUGAGGGAGGAGUGCAGCUAAGCUACAGCAAUAUCUUAUCCCCUCAACUGGUCAAUACAGGGGAGCACAGCCGAAGUGAACCCCUCUCUGCCCUGGGGGCAGCAGGGUCCAUGUCUUCAACAGACUCUAAUCUAUACUCCCUCAUUGAGAAGAUGUUUUUCAUCCUCAAUACGCUUAACUCAAGCAUGACCCAACUGCACAGCAAGGUGGAUCUACUUUCCCUGGAGGUCACUCGCAUCAAAAAACAGGUCAAACCCUCAGAGAUGGCAACUGAGUUCCAGCCUCCUCCAGAAUACCUGUUAACAAGUGAGGAGCUGAGUCAACUGAUGGAGCAGACAUCAAAUGCUGGCGAGUUGGGUUGUCGACUGCUAGUACAUCUCUUCCCAGAACUUUUUAAAGCCAAGGAGUGCACUCCUGGUUGUAUUGCCAACAAGAGAACGUUGGAUUCCCUACAGCUGCAGCUAAUACGCAACUAUGUGAAGGUGUGUUUUCCUCUGGUAAAGAAUAACAACAUUUGGCAGGAUGAAUGCCUAUUACAGAUUAAUAACUUCUUUAACCGCUUCUGGGCUCAGAAGGAUAUGGAGAGCGGGCCACAGUCAUGUGGGAGACAGACUAUUACAGACUUUGGUUUAAAAGCUGAACGGAACCAGCCCUGCCAUUUUAUAAAUGAGGAGGGGCAAGAAGUGCACCUCGACUUAGACUCCAAUAGUGACCACACCAACAAUAAAGUAGUAGUGCCAGACCUUGUGUUUGACACUCAGGAGGUUGGAGAGGAUCUUGAUAAGCUCUCCUCCCCUGAAGACUUUAUGUUUCUUGUAAACAGAGUUUUCCCAGAGGUUUUUGAGGAGGGGAAAUUACUAGAGGGUAGUGUGGGAAAGAUGAUCCUGGACUCGGACAGGAUAGAGAUUAUCCGUAAGUACAUGGAAGCUAAUUUUCCUGACGUCCCAGAGGAUAGUUGGCUGCAUGUGUGUGUGCAGCGCAUAGAAGAUGCAAUAGAGGGUUAUCACAGUAACAGUAAUGGCAGUGAGCCUGAGAACAUGAACGAUGAGAGCUAUGGCUCCACAAGCCUCCCUGAUGAUGUCUCUAUCAUCAAGAUCAGUGACAUGUGUGACUACGAGAGACCAGGUCAUAGGUCAAAAAAGUCGUUGCUUGUGCCAGUCGAUUUUGAACAACUUGAGAUCCCCCUACCAGAUUUCAGUGUGCCUCAAGAGUAUCUGCUCUCUAGGGAGCAACUGAGGAACAACUAUGACUGUAGCUUGUCAAUUGGGAACUUUGCCUCUCGCCUCUUGGUACUUACAUUCCCUGAGCUCUUCACCUACGAGAACACACGGAAGCAUUACAACUGUAGUGGCUCUCUCGGGAAGAAACAGCUUGAUCCUGUGCGGGUCAACCUUAUUCGCCACUAUGUAGAGCUACUAUAUCCACAGGCCAAGAAUGACAGAGUGUGGACCCUGGAAUUUGUGGGUAAACUGGACGAGCGGUGCAGGCGACGAGACACGGAACAACGGAGGUCGUACCAGCAGCAACCCAAAGUCUAUGCUCCUGAGUUGGAGCAAGGGCCUGUGGACUUUGUGGCUGCUUGCCAAGUGAACCAGCUCAACACAGAGCACUUGAAGGAGGACUUUGAGAUCCCUCCACUACCCCCUGAAAAAAGUAGCAAAGACUUCUGCAUGAUCCCCCUGGAGGAAUUGAAGGUGUCGAUUCCAGACUUCCCAGUGCCUUUGGUCUACUUGCUCUCAGACACUGAGGUGCGAGAGAUUGUCCAGCAGAGCCUUUCAGUGGGAAACUUUGCCGCCCGCCUACUGGUGCGCCUCUUCCCUGAGCUCUUCACUCAGGAGAACCUGCGGCUUCAGUAUAACCAUUCAGGCGCCUGCAACAAGAAACAGCUGGAUCCAGUGCGUCUCAGGCUCAUCCGCCACUAUGUAGAAGCCGUGUACCCAGUUGAGAAGAUGGAGGAGGUCUGGCAUUAUGAAUGUGUGCCAAGCAUAGAUGAGCGAUGCCGGCGGCCCAACCGCAAGAAGUGUGACAUAUUGAAGAAGGCCAAGAGAUCAAAUACUGUGUCCUAGUAGCAAAGCUAAAGGCAAUUUAUUUUUUAUUCUAAAUAUUUGCACAAGUACAGAAGCUGAAUAGCAUAGUGGAGCCUUUGCACACUGUCCUGUGUAGGAUAAGGCCAACUUGUAAAGGCAUUUCAUUAGUACUCAAUGUAUUUGUAAUAUUGAACUACAGUAUUAGUUUAGUUUUUCAUCGUCUGCUUGUUUGAGAUUAUAGACUGUAUGUAUACACCAAAACAAGUGUCAUAGCUCAUCUAAUUUACCCUGUAUAUAAGAUGUGUAGCCUUAACAAUAACCAUGUAAAUAGUACAAAGACGUCACAGGCAAAGAUGGAUAAAAAUUGUGAUUGUUUUUUUUCCAUUGGUUGUGGCACUACUGGUCUUUUAUAACAAUGUUCUACCUUCUUAUAGAAUUUUGUAUUAUAAAUAUGUAUUAAACCAUGGCAACAGA
Oncorhynchus mykiss (rainbow trout) is the source of this 4031-nucleotide messenger RNA. Its product is annotated as BEN domain-containing protein 3. The record is from RefSeq and is a predicted model, not a curated record. Gene Ontology annotation, molecular function: rDNA binding. Lineage: Eukaryota; Metazoa; Chordata; Actinopteri; Salmoniformes; Salmonidae. Gene Ontology annotation, biological process: rDNA heterochromatin formation; negative regulation of transcription by RNA polymerase II. Gene Ontology annotation, cellular component: heterochromatin.